AUGGUAAUUGGGCCUCCUGAGGAUGUCCCAGCUGUCGGUGUGGGUGCUAUUCUUUGCCCAGCCGGGCCAUGGGCGACUUUCAUCAAGGGAUACCCGUUAAAGGUGGCUGCAACGGGUGAAUUGUUCAAGUCCUCUCUCCUGGAGAGCCUCGCCCAGGAAAGAAUCUUGUGGGAACCACUUUUCCGCCUUAAUUAUGCCGUGUUCUUUACGCCAACCGCACCGGCUGGUGAAGUCGUUGCUACCCGUGCCCGGGUUGAGGCCGCCACAAUUCAGAUCGUCGGACGGUCAGAGAAUACAGCUUGUCGGUGCUGUAAGGUCCACAGGGGACCCUUCGUCCAUUGUGUUCGGGAUAUCGCUGCUCCACGGUGUGGCACCGGCCACCGACUUGGUAAGCCUUGCUCUCUCAGUUCUGAGCAAGCUGAGCCAAGAGCGGCUCGUCGUUUGUAA
Penicillium daleae is the source of this 447-nucleotide messenger RNA. RefSeq lists its product as uncharacterized. The transcript has a single exon. Lineage: Eukaryota; Fungi; Ascomycota; Eurotiomycetes; Eurotiales; Aspergillaceae. The coding region runs from base 1 to 447 and encodes 148 amino acids. The record is from RefSeq and is a predicted model, not a curated record.